Molecule: messenger RNA, 1479 nt
Organism: Sorex araneus (European shrew)
Lineage: Eukaryota; Metazoa; Chordata; Mammalia; Eulipotyphla; Soricidae
Gene: C8H16orf86
Product: chromosome 8 C16orf86 homolog
Exons: 4
Coding region: 109-987 (292 amino acids)
Source: RefSeq, a predicted model, not a curated record
UCGCCUUUUCCAGCGGGUUCUUGCCGCCCCCCCUCCCGGGGGGCACCCCGCCGCUCCCCGCACCCCCCGCGCCAGCAGCCGUCGAGGCCGUGCAGAGGCCGCGCCGAGAUGGCUGCCGCUGAGGCUGAGAGGUGGCCAGGAACCCCAGAGGGGCCGGCGCAGCUUGCCGAGGGGGUCGUGGGCCACCCUCAGACUUCACAGAGCCCCGCCAAGGGAGACCAGGGCCCGGUGCUAGCCCCUGAGGUCCGCUGGGCCCAGGGAGGAGAGAAGUGUCCUGCCGGCCCCGUCUCAGAGCCAGAGGCCCCGGACGGAAGACUCAAGCUGCAGGAAGAGCGGCUGAAGCCCGAGGCGGAGGGGCCCGAGGACAGGGGUUCGAGGCCCCUGACGGCCACCGUCAGGCCUGUUCAUGGCCCCAAGAGGAAGCCAGUCACGGAGGAGCCAGAGGGGAGCCAGAGCGAGCCCUCACCGUCGGCCAAGCAGCACAAGAAAGCCAAGAAGCGCAAGAGUGUGGGGGUCCCCGCGCCCCCCGCCGCGGCCAGCGCGGCAUCUGCACCCUCCGAGGCCUUGGGGCUGGAGCGAAAGGCCCAGCGCCUGCGGCCCCUGUACCAGUACAUCAACUAUUGCAACCCUGAGCUGAACCAGGCAGAUGAGGGCGACAGGGAGGCCGAGGCCGAAGUGGAAGGCGAGUCUGAGCUGGCCCUGGUCCCCGAAGAGGCCAGCCUGGAGCAGCUGCAGGCCUUGCUGCCUGUCGCGGGUGAGCCGAGUUCAAGCCUCGCCCUGCCCUGCCCCAGUGUGCUCAUGUCCCCUGCCCAGGCUCUGGUGCCCCUGGGAGAGGAAGCUCGAGAGGAGCCUGGGGGGCUGCUGAACUUGGGGGUCAGUGUCCGCCUCAAGGCUGAAGUGGACAAGUCAACCCAGGUGGACAUCAACAAGAUGCUGAGCGUCUGUGCUGCCCCGCUGGUCCCCCCGCUCUCUCCCCAGUACAAGUGACUGUCCCACCCCACUGCUGGCUUCUGUCCUGAGCCUCAGCAGCUGCCUGAGGACCUAGGCCCUCAAAGGGAGGGGAAUGGGGUCCCGGAACUUGCUGAAAAUAAAUACUUUCCCUCUUCUCAGGCUUGGUGACUCCUCCAAUAAGAAGCCUCAGAUAAGGGGAGUGGAGGGAGCUUAAAGCUCAAGCAUAUGUCUUGCCUGCAGGAAGCCUGGGUUCGGUCCCCUGAGCCUGAGCUGGGAGUAGCCUCUGAGCGUCACUGCAUGUGGCCCCAAAAGAAUCCCCAAGAGGGAGAAAGAGGGUAGGAAACUGUCCAUUUUGGGAUUAAAGCCUGGCUAGUUAUGUGGAUUGUCCUGGAACAGAAUAAAACUAUAGAACGCUGGACAGAGAGCACAGCAGGGAGAGCACUCUGGCGAUGAAGGCUUGAUCCCCAGCACCCCAAAUGGUACCUUGAGCUUGCCAGGAGUGAUCCCUGAUGCAGGAGUAAGGCCUGA